Solenopsis invicta (red fire ant) is the source of this 3063-nucleotide messenger RNA. RefSeq names its product protein lifeguard 4. The transcript has 6 exons. The record is from RefSeq and is a predicted model, not a curated record. The coding region runs from base 189 to 938 and encodes 249 amino acids. Lineage: Eukaryota; Metazoa; Arthropoda; Insecta; Hymenoptera; Formicidae. Gene Ontology annotation, cellular component: membrane. Gene Ontology annotation, biological process: negative regulation of apoptotic process.
AAUAUACAUAUUCUUUCUUCUUAGAUGGCGCUGACAUAUUUCUCGCAAUAAAUGUUUCUGUACCAUCGAUUUUACGUAUAACAAUGACGUUAAAUAAUUAGUUUCUACCUAAACAUUAUAUAAAUUCAACUUGGGAGCAUAAAUUUGGCCCUUAAAGGCCUCAUUCGAGAAAAUCAAGAAAAAGAGAAAUGGCUACUAUUCCUUUGAUGUUGGUGGAGGAGGACGUUGAACGAGGUGGUAAAGAACAACCCGAGCAUGAGAUACAAGAUGAUUUCGCAUACAGAAACAAUGUGCACAAUGCAGAUAUUAAGAUACGAAUGGGCUUCUUGCGGAAAGUUUAUGGUUUACUGAGUAUUCAGAUCCUAAUGACAGUCGCGCUGGCUUCAAUAUUUGUGGUCAGCUCAAGCGUGAAAUUAUAUGUGCAGGAUAAUGCAUGGACCAUGGGAUUGGCGUUUUUCUUGACAAUGGGAAUUUUAAUUGCUUUGAUGAUAAAGAGGAGAGAUCAUCCUGUUAAUCUUAUCCUCCUAGGUGCAUUUACUGUAGUACAGGCGUACACUGUUGGAGUUGUGGUGUCUAUGUACGACACUACAGUGGUCCUGGAAGCACUAUUUAUAACAUUGACGAUUUUGCUUGGCUUGACAGCUUAUACUUUCCAAACCAAGCGAGACUUCUCAUUUCUAGGAUUCGGAUUGUUCAUUGGACUCUGGUGCCUUUUGCUCGGAGGAUUGAUGCAGAUCUUUAUUCAGAGUACCACGUUAGAACUUGUCAUAAGCAUCGGAGGCGCGUUGCUGUUUUGUCUGUUUAUAGUUUUCGACACACAACUUAUAAUGCACACACUCUCGCCUGAAGAGUACAUUUUGGCGACGAUCAAUAUUUAUCUGGAUAUAAUCAAUUUAUUCUUACAUAUAUUACGAGCGCUCGCUAUUUCGAGGCAGUAAAGACAGUAUUAUUCAUUACUGCGUUCGUCAAAAUGUCAGAAACGCGAAAAAAAACGUUAUUUUAUAAAUCUUAUUAACAUAUGAAUAUCGGUCAUUUGAAAAACAAGUCGAUAAAAAAAAAAGAUUUUGUCAAAAUUGAGAUCUUUGAAAGAAAUUUUGUAUCUACUUUUCUUGAUUUUUAAUCCUUUGAAAGUUUAUUCUGUAACUUAACUAGACUGUGUGUUUACUCAACUUUUGUAAAAAAGUUGUUGAAUUUUUCAUGUUUCUACUCAAAGUUCCAAGUAAGAUUAGAGGAAUUUUUAAUACAGCUUUGAAUAAAUAUAUUUUAUUGUACCUUUUAUACCUAUUUCCACUAAUGCAGAUUUAAUGCUUUCAGUUUAACUUGCUCUUUAUCUUUUUUUAGUUUUAAAAAUUUGAAAAAGAUAAAGUUAAAUUAAAUAGAGAUCACAAAGUUAAUCUAUUGGUGGAAAUAGGCAUUAAUGUUUCUUAAGAAAUCGCAAAGCUUUUUGAAUGUUGAAUAUUAAAUUCAAGGUAGUAUUAAAACGAAUAUGAAAUGUGGCAUAUAAUGAUUUGUCUGCAAUAAUUCAGAUCUAGCUUAACGAAAAAAAAUGAGAAACGCCUAUUUAAGACUCUUGACUCGUUGGCCGAGAACUCCACGUUGACGAUAACGACAUUCCGUCGCGGACAAAAUUAGAAUUAAUAGACGUGAAACGUGACGGAUUGACGAGAUGUCGUUCAUGUCAUUUUAUUAUUGUUUCAUCGUGAAAAUAUGACUUGUCUCGUAUUUACUAAAUUCGUAAAAAUGGACUGUGAGUAAAGUUUCUUUGAAUUUUAUACAUAAAAGCACAUUUUUUACUAUUUUCAAUAGCUAUUUGUGUGUUUUUCUGUUUCAAUAGCUUCACUUUAUAUACUUUUUACGACUGACUGUUACGGGGGAAAAGGAUAGUCUUGACUCAUUUUUAGUGUUUUAAAGCUACCUGAUUAGUCUGUUUUAUCCAAAUUAGCUUUAUUUACAAAUCGGACAAAAUUACGUAUUAUUUCAUGCAAGUUCUCGCUUCUGAUGUCACGACUUCAAUAUGGCCGCGAUGAGUACUCAGGAGCCUUAAAACUAUAUAUUAUUUUUUAAUGUCACUAUUUUUUUUUUAAUAACACGCGAACCAUAAAAGAAUGUGAAUGAACAUGUAUACGUCAUAUUUAUUGCAAAUUAAUUUUGCAUUUAUCAAGAAAAAAUGACAAAAAAAAUAAUUUUAUCAAAAAAGGUAGAUUUAAAUUUAAAAAUUAAAAUUCCAAAAAUUUCCAAGUUUCAAUAAAAUCAUAUGAAAAUCCAUGAUUUUCAUAAACAAAAAAUAAACUCCCUGAAAAUUUGAGAUUUUUCUGGUAGUAAACGAUUUGUUAAUGACGAGUUUGGUAUCGUUACGGUUACAUUGCGGUAGCUCAGUUUUUUUCACCAUAUAUAUAUAUAUAUAUAUAUAUAUAUAUAUAUAAAAUCUGCGCAAUGACAGUAUAAUGAUACUAGUCAUUAAAAGUUACAGAAUGGGUUUAUCGAUAUUUCAAUUUUGACAAAAAUUGACUUAUUGUUUUAAAUGACAUACAGGGUGUUCAUUAAUGGUAGUCCCCACAUUUUACCAUAGGAGCACGUAUUUGUUAUUUCUAAUAUGUUAGAAAUACAUAUCCGUCGGUAAAUCAUGCUCCUGUGGUAAAAAGUGUAUACAACCUUUAAUAAACACCCUGUAUAUAUAUACAUAUAUGUAUACACAGGAUGAACCUUGAUGGUUGUUCCAACGUUUCAUUAUAAAAGAUAACUUACCGACUGCAAUUUUAACAUUUAGUCAUAAAUCUUAUUGUUGCAAUCAAUAAGUCAUCUCUUAUGUUAAAAUGUUGACACAAGAAUUAAAACUUACCCUUUAUACAUGUGUAUAUAUACACAUAUGUGCGAAUUCCAGGCUAUAUAAUAAGCUUAUAUUUUUUAUCUAAGUGUUUUUAGCUCUUAAAGUAUAAUUUUUAAGGUGCUGUUUCUAGUAUUGAACAUAAAGAGUUAUCUGUAAAUGAAGAGAUAAAUUUAACAGUUUUGUUUUUAAUAUUUUAUUGUGACAAACGCAGAAAUAUAUCAAAAUUACGAUGUUUC